This is a messenger RNA of Megalops cyprinoides (Indo-Pacific tarpon), 6634 nucleotides long. It is a transcript of the gene chd3, whose product is annotated as chromodomain helicase DNA binding protein 3. The transcript is spliced from 40 exons. Gene Ontology annotation, molecular function: ATP hydrolysis activity; histone binding; ATP binding. The record is from RefSeq and is a predicted model, not a curated record. Bases 202 to 6492 code for a protein of 2096 amino acids. NCBI's taxonomy places the organism in Eukaryota, Metazoa, Chordata, Actinopteri, Elopiformes, Megalopidae. Gene Ontology annotation, cellular component: nucleus; chromatin; NuRD complex. Gene Ontology annotation, biological process: chromatin remodeling; negative regulation of transcription by RNA polymerase II.
UAUGUAAGGGGAUUUUUUCUUAUUGGGGGGGUUGUUAAAAAAUAAAUAUAAGGGCGGCCAUCUUUGUUUCUCUGCCUUGUAGUGUAAAAUAUUCCAAAACGUCCCCCACUUUUUUGUGUGUCGAUUUGAAUAUUAAAAAAAUCAUAAUACGGGAGAAAUACAUUUCUUGUUUUCGCGCACGGGGUCGGUGACAGGAAUAUAAUGUCCUCUCCUCUACGCGCCUGUGAGGAAGAUGAGGGCAUGGUGGUUAAUUCCGAGGGAGGAGAUUUUGAUGAAGAAGAAGAAGACGACGGAGACCUAGACGAGAACGCAAGCGACAUAAACUCGCCGGCGGCGCCUAGAGAAACUGCAGCACGAGCCGCGCCAGAUGACUGUGAGGAUGGGGGAGAGGCAUCGGACAGAGAUGGGCUGGGAAAGAAGAAACGGGGCCCCAAGAAGAAGAAGGAGACGAAAAAGAAAGACAAAGAUGGAAAGACACCCAAAUCACACAAGCGCAAAAAGAUGGAAAGCGACAUAGAGAGGGACUCAGAGAGGGAGUAUGGCGAGAACUCAGACAGCGGGGCCAGCGAUUUCGGCGCUGGGGGGAAGAAGAAGAGGAAGAAGCACAAAGAGAAGAAGGAGAAGAAGACCAAGCGGAAGAAAAAAGAGGAUGGGGAGAGCAACCAGGAGGAGACGGCCAAGCCGGUGGAACAGAAGACAUCAGCCCAGCUUGCGCGGGACUGGGGGCUGGAGGAUGUGGAUCACACCUUUACAGAGGAAGACUACCGCACGCUGACCAACUACAAAGCCUUCAGCCAGUUCAUGAGGCCCAUGAUUGCCAAGAAAAACCCCAAAAUCCCCAUGUCCAAGAUGAUGACUAUCUUGGGGGCCAAGUGGCGCGAGUUCAGCUCCAACAACCCGUUCAAGGGCUCCGCCGCCGCCGUGGCAGCUGCCGCUGCCGCUGCCGCCGCCGCCGUCGCCGAGCAGGUCUCCGCGACAGCCGCCGCCCCCGAGCCGCCGCCCCAGCCGCCCCCACUCCGCAAGGCCAAGACCAAAGAGGGCAAAGGCCCGGGGUAUAAGAAGCGCAGUAAGAGCCCCCGGGUCAUGGACAAGAAGAAGCCCAAAGGGAAGAAGAUGGCCCCACUGCGCAUUAAACUGGGGGUGCUGGGAAACAAGAGGAAGAAGAGCAGCUCUAGUGAGGACUUGGAUGACGAUGACUCAGAGCAGGAGGACUCCAGCGUUCACAGCUCCUCCGUCCGCUCCGACAGCUCUGGGCGCGUCAAGAAGAACAAGAGAGGCCGUCCAGCCAAGAAGAAGAAGAAAAUGUUGGGAGAUGAGGAAGGGGACGGCUACGAGACGGACCACCAGGACUACUGCGAGGUGUGCCAGCAGGGCGGCGAGAUCAUCCUGUGUGACACCUGCCCCCGGGCCUACCACCUGGUGUGCCUGGAGCCCGAGCUGGAGAAGGCCCCCGAGGGCAAGUGGAGCUGCCCCCACUGCGAGAAGGAGGGGAUCCAGUGGGAGGCGAAGGAGGAGGACUUUGAAGAUUACGAGGAGGAGUGCGAGGAUGGGGGCGGGGCGGAACUCGGGGGCGGGGGCGCGGGCGGCGAGGAGGAGGAGGACGACCACAUGGAGUUCUGCCGCGUGUGCAAGGACGGCGGGGAGCUGCUCUGCUGCGACUCCUGCCCCUCCUCCUAUCACAUCCACUGCCUCAACCCGCCCCUGCCUGAGAUACCCAAUGGGGAGUGGCUAUGCCCGCGCUGCACGUGCCCUCCAAUCAAAGGGAGGGUGCAGAAGAUCCUGCACUGGCGCUGGGGCGAGCCCCCUCCCCCUGUUCCCGUGCCCCCGGCCCCCGACGCCGACCCCGACGCACCCCCUCCGCCUCCCAUGAAAGGCCGUCCGGAGAGGGAGUUCUUCGUCAAGUUGGCUGGCCAGUCCUACUGGCACUGCACCUGGAUCACUGAGUUACAGCUGGAGAUCUUCCACUCGGUCAUGUUCCGGAACUACCAGCGCAAGACGGACAUGGACGAGCCGCCCAGCCUGGACUACGGUUCAGGGGGGGAGGAGGACGGGGGGAAGAGUGAGAAGAGGCGAGCCAAGGACCCGCAGUAUGCUGCCAUGGAGGAGAAGUUCUACCGCUACGGCAUCAAGCCCGAGUGGAUGAUGAUACACCGUAUCAUCAACCACAGUGUGGAUAAGAAGGGCAACUACCAUUACCUUGUCAAGUGGAGAGACCUGACAUAUGACCAGUGCACCUGGGAGAGGGAUGACCUGGACAUCCCUGACUUCAGUACCCACAAGACCAACUACUGGAGACACAGAGACGAGGUGAUGAAGGAGGACCCAGACAAGCCGAGGAAGAUGAGGAGCAUGAGGAAGGAGGACGGCGAUGAGCCUCCCAGCUCUCCUGUCAAUGAUCCCACGGUGAAGUACGAGGAGCAGCCGGAGUUCGUCUCUGUGACGGGGGGCACCCUGCACCUCUACCAGCUGGAGGGGCUCAACUGGCUGCGCUUCUCCUGGGCACAGGGCACAGACACCAUCCUGGCCGACGAGAUGGGCCUGGGCAAGACCAUCCAGACCAUCGUCUUCCUCUACUCCCUCUUCAAGGAGGGUCACACUAAGGGCCCGUUCCUGGUGAGCGCCCCGCUCUCCACCAUCAUCAACUGGGAGCGCGAGUUCGAGAUGUGGGCGCCCGACUUCUACGUGGUCACCUACACCGGGGACAAGGACAGCCGAGCCAUCAUCCGCGAGAACGAGCUGUCCUUCGACGACUCGGCCGUCAAGGGCGGGAAGAAGGCCUUCAAACUGCGGAGGGAGGCGCCCAUAAAAUUCCAUGUGCUCCUGACCUCCUACGAGCUGGUGACCAUCGAUCAGACGGCCCUCAAAUCCAUCGACUGGGCUUGCCUGGUGGUAGACGAGGCCCACCGCCUCAAGAACAACCAGUCAAAGUUCUUCAGGAGGCUGAAUGACUACAAGAUCGAUCACAAGCUGCUACUGACAGGCACCCCCCUGCAGAACAACCUGGAGGAACUCUUCCACCUGCUCAACUUCCUCACACCCAACCGCUUCAAUAAUCUGGAGGGCUUCCUAGAGGAGUUUGCAGACAUCUCCAAGGAGGACCAGAUCAAAAAGCUCCACGACCUGCUGGGGCCGCACAUGCUCAGGAGGCUGAAGGCCGAUGUCUUCAAGAACAUGCCGGCCAAGACGGAGCUGAUCGUCCGCGUGGAGCUCAGCCCCAUGCAGAAGAAGUACUACAAGUACAUCUUGACACGGAACUUUGAAGCACUCAACUCCAAGGGCGGGGGGAACCAGGUGUCCUUGCUCAACAUCAUGAUGGACCUCAAAAAGUGCUGCAACCACCCCUACCUUUUCCCUGUGGCUGCCAUGGAGGCCCCUAAGACGCCGAGUGGGGCAUAUGAGGGCACUGGGCUGACCAAGGCCUCCGGAAAGCUGCUCCUGCUGCAGAAGAUGCUGAGGAAGCUGAAGGAACAGGGCCAUCGAGUCCUGGUCUUCUCCCAGAUGACUAAGAUGCUGGACCUGCUGGAGGACUUCCUGGACUUUGAGGGCUACAAGUAUGAGCGAAUCGACGGGGGCAUCACAGGGGCCCUGCGGCAGGAGGCCAUCGACAGGUUCAACGCUCCUGGCGCAUGUCAGUUCUGUUUCCUGCUGUCAACGAGGGCUGGCGGCCUGGGCAUUAAUCUGGCCACUGCUGACACAGUCAUCAUCUUUGACUCAGACUGGAACCCACACAAUGACAUACAGGCCUUCAGCCGCGCCCACCGCAUUGGCCAGGCCAACAAGGUGAUGAUCUACCGCUUUGUGACGCGGGCCUCGGUGGAGGAGAGGAUCACGCAGGUGGCCAAGCGCAAGAUGAUGCUGACCCACCUGGUGGUGCGGCCGGGGCUGGGCUCCAAGGCCGGGUCCAUGACCAAACAGGAGCUGGACGACAUCCUCAAGUUCGGAACCGAGGAGCUCUUCAAGGAUGAGAUCGAAGCCGGGGACAAUAAGGACGAGGACAGCAGCGUGAUCCACUACGACAACACGGCCAUCGAGAGGCUGCUGGACCGCAGCCAGGACGCCACCGAUGACUCGGACAUGCAGAACAUGAACGAGUACCUGAGCUCCUUCAAGGUGGCCCAGUACAUGGUGCGGGAGGAGGACAAGAUUGAGGAGAUCGAGAGGGAGAUCAUUAAGCAGGAGGAGAACGUGGACCCAGACUACUGGGAGAAGCUGCUGAGGCACCACUACGAGCAGCAGCAGGAGGACCUGGCCCGUAACCUGGGCAAGGGCAAGCGGGUCCGCAAGCAGGUCAACUACAACGACGCUGCGCAGGAGGACCAAGACUGGCAUGCUGAUGUUUCAGAUAACCAGUCAGAGUACUCGGUGGGCUCAGAGGAGGAAGACGAGGACUUCGACGAGAGGCCAGAGGGUCGCAGGCAGUCACGGCGGCAGCUGAGAAACGAGAAGGACAAGCCGCUGCCACCCCUGCUGGCCAGAGUGGGGGGUAACAUUGAGGUCCUGGGCUUUAACACUCGUCAGCGCAAGGCCUUCCUGAACGCAGUGAUGCGGUGGGGCAUGCCUGCCCAAGACGCCUUCUCCUGUCAGUGGCUCGUCCGGGAUCUCCGGGGCAAGACAGAGAAAGAGUUCAAGGCGUACGUCUCUCUCUUCAUGCGCCAUCUGUGUGAGCCGGUGGCAGACGGCUCAGAGACGUUUGCCGAUGGGGUGCCGAGGGAGGGGCUCUGCCGGCAGCCAGUGCUCACCAGGAUCGGGGUCAUGUCCUUGGUCAAGAAGAAGGUCCAGGAGUUUGAGCACAUCAAUGGGAAGUGGAGCAUGCCAGAGUUGAAGCCAGAGAUCACCAUAGACUCCAAGAAAUCAUCCCGGGCCUCUUCCCCUGUCAAGACUGCCACUCCCACCCCUGAGCCCAGCUGCAACAACACCCCCUGUACCUCAAAACCAGCCACCCCGUCACCCCCCGACAAACCGGAGAAAAACGGGAAGGAGGGAGAAAGGGAGGAGGGAGAGAGCCCACCAGAGCCGGAGAAAGAGAGGGAGAAAGAGAAGGAGAAGGAGAAAGAGAAGGAGGGUGGCGAAACAGCCGACACUGCUGAACCUCCAAUCACAGCAAAGGAAGCGACGCAGGACCCGCCUCCCAGUGAAAAGGCUGAACUGGAGGAGGGAGCGGCAGCGAUGGAGGAGGAGCAGAAGAGCACCACCGACGCGCCGCCAGCCCCGUCCGACGACAAGAAGGCGGAGGAGGAGAGCGCGGAGCAGGAGCCUGCCGCAGAGAUAGCACAGUCCACCCCCAACACAGCGUCCCCCGCUGUCAAAGAUGAGAAGCAAGAGGCGGAGAAGGUAGAGGAGGAGAAGACGGAGGAAGCCACUGCACCCUCAGAAACGACGGACAGCAAGGACAAGCUGGAGAGCCAGCCCUCGGAGGCCACGAAAGGUGCAGAGGAAGUGAAAGGUGAAAAGGACGCUGGGAAGGAUGGCAAGGGGCCGAAGGAGGAAGUCGCCAGGGGCAACGGAAAGAGCGAGCGCCCGCGCUUCAUGUUCAACAUCGCGGAUGGGGGCUUCACGGAGCUGCACACGCUUUGGCAGAACGAGGAGCGGGCGGCCAUCUCCUCGGGGAAGAUGAACGAGAUCUGGCACCGGCGGCACGACUUCUGGCUCCUCGCGGGCAUCGUGCUCCACGGGUACGCGCGGUGGCAGGACAUCCAGAACGACCCGCAGUUCGCCAUCGUCAACGAGCCCUUCAAGAGCCAGGCCAACAAGGGCAACUUCCUGGAGAUGAAGAACAAGUUCCUGGCUCGCCGUUUCAAGUUAUUGGAGCAGGCCCUGGUGAUCGAGGAGCAGCUGCGGCGGGCGGCUUACCUCAACAUGACGCAGGACCCCACCCACCCCGCCAUGGCUCUGAACGCCCGCUUCGCCGAGGUGGAGUGCCUGGCCGAGUCGCACCAGCACCUGAGCAAGGAGUCGCUGGCCGGGAACAAGCCCGCCAACGCCGUGCUCCACAAAGUGCUGAACCAGCUGGAGGAGCUGCUGAGUGACAUGAAGGCGGACGUGACGCGGCUGCCCGCCACCCUUUCCCGAGUCCCGCCCAUCGCCGCACGCUUGCAGAUGUCAGAGAGGAGCAUACUGAGCAGGCUGGCCAACAAGGGCACCGAGACGCACACGCCCCCGCCCAUUCCCCCAGGACCUUACGCCACACCCCAGAACUUUGGGGCACCCUUUACCCCUGCCCCGUCAGGAGCCUUACCUCUGGGAGGGGCAAAUUACAGCCAGAUGCCCCCUGGGUCUUUCAUAUCAGAAGCCGGCGCCUGCCUGAAGACCAAGGAGCAUGACAUCCCGCAGCGCCAGCGCGUGGUGGACCUGUGGAAGGACGGCAAGUCCGAGGGCGCCAUCGGGCAGGAGCUGCGGAUGCCCAAGUCCACCGUGCACAGCAUCAUCGUCAAGUACCGUCUCAGCAACACGGUGGAGAACCUGCCCCGAAACGGCCGGCCGAAAAAGCCCUGAGACCUGCGGUCUGGGAGAGAGAGAGAGAGAGAGAGAGAGACGGAGGAAGAGAGGGAGGUGGGGGAGGAGGGUGGCUGCACUCCCAGACUGAGAGGAAGAACACACACUCUGGGACCGACAGAGAAAGAGGACAAAGAACACA